AUGGACUCUAUCACUGGCUGGUGCACGCAACUUCCUUCGUCACUAUGUCGUCGCUUGCGAUGGCUCUUUUCACUAUGGACCUCCACAAUUUGGCGCGACAGUGGUGGACAGGCAGAAAAGGAGCGGCUCCAGAACGAGCUGAUGUUCGCGAAAGCCGAAGUGAACCACUACAAGGACGAGAUCCAGAAGCUUCAGCACGAGCUGAAAUUCGCGAAAGAUCAGGCAGUUCAGUACGAGAAUGAGGCGCAACAGAAAACACAGCUCUUGCGAUUGGCGGAGGACGAUAAGAAGAUGUUGACGUCAGAGGUAUCCCAGUUCUCAGAUCGUCUGCGACAAUCGGAGACAGCCAGUAUCACGAACCGCCAGCGAGAAGGAAAGGUGGUGAAGAGCCAGCCUUCGCAGAUCGAGCUACGCCUCGCUCAGGAGAAUAAACAAUUGAAACAGCAACAGAGCAAACAAGAGCAGGAGAUGUUGAAGUCCAAGCAGGAGCUGCAGGCAGUAGAGGGGCAGCUUGUGUACGCGCGAAAGCGGGAGGAGGCCUUGAUGAAAGAGCGCGAUUCAAUGCAGGCGUUGCUCGACGCGCGGCGCAAGGAGCUCAGCGACGCACAGGUAUAUCUCACCUCGGUGGAUUCGGUAUCCGAGAGCGACGUGGCCGGAAUGAUCACAAAGCUCAAUGCGGAGAUCUCCCAAGCAGUUACAUGGAUGGUGGAAGCAUUGGAUACCCAACCGACAGAGAUUCCGAGCGACGACACAAUUCAGCAGUUAAAGAUGCUAUUGGGAGACAGCUUUAUCAGGCACUUGUCGACCUUUUACAGCAGAGAUGGCGAAGACGAUACCUUCCUCCUUGAGAUAGUGUUGCAAGCUGCCAUACUCUUCUUUGUCGGAACGGUCAUUUCGUCGUGGGGAUUGAGUGGCGGACAAGCAGACCCUCUCCUUGUUGCCGUCUAUGACAGGAUGCGAUCCACAGAGGACCAGCGUGUGGUGGGACGUUGGAGGGCGUUGACCCGUAAAUACGUGCAGCCAAAUGGCGAACAUGCACGGAUGCAGCUUGCGCACCUCCCCAUCAUCCUAUACAACAUAUUUCUAGUGGCACGAAGAGGAGGUCUGUCACAAGAGGAUCUAGCACAGAAUCUCAACGACAUCGUUGAGGCUACGCUAGAGCUUCGACGAGUGAUCGGAGAAGGCAUUGUGGGAAGUGACUACUCUGUCGUGCUGGGCCAGCCUGACCAGCCUUUCGAUCCGGAUAAGAUGAUAGACGCACACAACGUCAAAGGCCAAACUCCCAGCAAUGGACGUGUUCUCUGCAUCGCUGAGUUGGGUCUUGAGCGUAUGGAGGGAGGUGUUCAAGGAGCCAGCACAACACAGCGCAAUCUACUGGUCAAGCCGAAAGUGGUAUUGGAUGACGUCCUGCAUGAGUUGGGUUUGGACAGCUAUGGGGACCGGGACGUCUUGACGAGUGCAGGAAGCACUCCUCCGGGUCAAAUGAAUCCUCCCGGGAGAGCGUAUCAUUAG
Molecule: messenger RNA, 1512 nt
Organism: Fibroporia radiculosa
Lineage: Eukaryota; Fungi; Basidiomycota; Agaricomycetes; Polyporales; Fibroporiaceae
Exons: 2
Coding region: 1-1512 (503 amino acids)
Source: RefSeq, a predicted model, not a curated record